AUGGCCGUCACGACCGAGAUCAGAAAGCGCGCCGAGGCUAUCUUGAGCAGCAGCUCCGGUGUCAACUGCAAGCUGUCCGGCUUGAAUGCCCUCUUCCUCGGGCAUGGUUUGGCACGGUACGAGACAGUGCUGCCAGACAAGUUUUUGGUCCACCCUUGCAAUCGUGGAGGCAGCAUGGUUUCUGGGCACGAUGUUAGCAGCAAAGGCGAGCAGCUUUUGAAACAGGGAGUUCGCAUCGACUUGCUGGAGGCCUCUUCGGUUGCGAUCAGCCUCUCGAAGGACAAGACUCAGAGAGCAGCACAGAUCCAGGCGAACCAGAAGAUUGCCGAGAACUUUUCCAACUUGGCCGAGCCCAAUGGCAAGGAGACCUACCUGACACUUGGUUGCAGUCACUCCACGGCAUUCCUGAAGAGCAUCAUGGCUGGGAAGGUGCCCAAUCAGCACUGCAAGCUGGAAGGCCACCCCGUUCAGAAGUGCACGACCAUCGGAUGGAGGUGGUUGAUUCUCGAGGAUGUCGUGGCAGAAGAAUGGCCGGAGCUGCCAUUGACAUAUGCCAGCAGCCUGAACAGCUCGAAUGCUGUCAAGGUCGACACGACCGAGCUGCAGACCCUGGCGACCCUGGCCAGGUUCCUGUCCCACGGCAUGACAGUAGCCGACGCCAAGGUUCGGUGUCUGGAAUCGCAGCCGGGGUGCAUCGAGUACUUCGACACUGUUGUCCAUUUUGGGACAGAGUUCUGUGGAGGCAAGUCUAUGCCACUAGCUGGUUUCCUGACAUCCUUUUGCCAGACCUACGGCGAGUCUGUCAUGCUUGGGUCGGAGUUCAUGAAGCAUGUCACCUAUGUGGACUACAAAGUUCCGGGCAAUGUCUUUGUGUUUUGGCGGAUCGCGUGUGUAGCCACACAGGUUACUUCCCCGAGGGUUGUGGACAAGGUUGCCCGCCUCUUGACCAAGAGCGACCUGGACAAGUUCAAACGGAACACUUCGUCUCUGCUUGAGGUGGAAGAGUUGCUGAGUCAAGGCUGGGAAACCCUGAAAGUCUCAUCGUUGUCGCAGGAUGCGAAGCACAAGGCCUUCGGUCGCUAUUGUGUGCGGUUGGUUCUUUGGGUGACCGACAAGCAGAAGCAAGGUCGUGAAGCCCGAACUUGGGAGUCUGCCUCAGAGAUCACGGCACAGUUUGGCCAGGACCUCCUUCCGGGGAGCGAGCAUUCCACGGCAGCCACAGCAGCCAAGAGCAGUGAAAGCUCAGAGCCUCGCUUCCGGGACUUGCUGGGUGCCUCGAAGUCGGAGGUCGUCUUGCUUCAGAACCGGCACUUGAAGGCUGGCUCUGUCUACACGAACUCCAAGCAUGGGAGUUCCUUGUUUCGUCUGGAGAAGUUAGAUGAGGAGAAGGCAACCUUCGUUUGCUCACCCGUGAUGCAGGAUUCCUGGUCUGUCGAAGUGCCCUUGCAGGAGGACCUUGCCUCGUGGAAGAUCACCAGAAAAGAGCUCCCUGAGGUCCUCGAUGUUGCUGUUGCUUUGAAGCAUGGCAUCUCCCGGAGUACCUGGGUGCAAGAGUCCAUCGACAAAGCCCAAUCGCAGGUGGAUCUCUUCCAUGGCUGCCAGGCCUGCGAGCAGAUGAUCGACCAGAUUCGUUUCGUGUCCGGUCAGGGUUUGUGUGCUGCUGCUGACUUGCCAGCAGCAACCCUUGUGUUGCCGUGCUAUGGUUCCUUGUAUGUGAUCGACAAGCAGGUCACCUCCCUGACCUUUCGCUCCUUUGGCAUCUCUGCCAUGAAGGCGCCAGCCGACUGGACCAAGCUCGAUUCCAAGUCGGUGCUCGUGCCGUUUUGGCACGUCAAAGCGACUGCCGACCAUGAGUAUGUCAACAUGACCCUGCUGAAAAAGAAGCCUGGGCAAGACCUGAUCCCGUGCUAUGUGAACAGCAAGGCCUUGAAGAAAGGCGACUUUCUUUUCUGUGCAAGUGAGGCCCUGCUGUCGAAGCGAAAGGCCGGUGGAGUUUCUUCCACUGCAGCUCCUGUGAAACGAUAUCGUGACAAGCAGCUGCAGGUGUGA
Messenger RNA from Symbiodinium natans, 2049 nucleotides. Lineage: Eukaryota; Dinophyceae; Suessiales; Symbiodiniaceae. The record is from the annotation of a GenBank genome assembly.